Messenger RNA from Diospyros lotus (date-plum), 1767 nucleotides. RefSeq names its product glycosyltransferase BC10. NCBI's taxonomy places the organism in Eukaryota, Viridiplantae, Streptophyta, Magnoliopsida, Ericales, Ebenaceae. The record is from RefSeq and is a predicted model, not a curated record. The coding region runs from base 189 to 1316 and encodes 375 amino acids. Gene Ontology annotation, cellular component: membrane. Gene Ontology annotation, molecular function: glycosyltransferase activity. The transcript is spliced from 11 exons.
UUGCUUCCACCGCCUUUCAAAAUUUCGUCUCCAACUCGGUUCUCUGGAAAUUCCUCUCUCUCUCUCUCUCUCUCUCUCUCUCUCUCUCCAUUUCUUCUAAAUGCUCCUUUUCCUUCUCGCUGAUCAAUUUCGGAAAUCGCUUCUUCAAUUUUUGAAUUGCAGGACGGAGCGAGGAUUGGGCGGGGACGAUGACGAAGAAGGCGUUUCAGCCGCCGUUCUCCGUGCAUUACGUGUUCUGGUUGGGCUGGAAGAUCCUGAUCGUCCUCUCUGUCUCUCUCUGCGUGCUGGCUCUUCUCCGAAUCCAGCGUUACUCUCAGCCGCCUCUGUCUUCUCGAGUGUCUAAUCUUGAGUUCCAUGGGACGCCGAAGGUUGCGUUCCUGUUCCUCGCUCGCCGGAACCUGCCGCUUGAUUUUCUCUGGGGGAGCUUCUUCGAGAGUGCUGAUGUGGCGAAUUUCUCGAUAUAUGUUCAUUCGGAGCCUGGUUUUGUGUUUGAUGAAUCGACGACGAGGUCCGUCUUCUUCUAUAAUCGGCAGUUAACUAGUAGCAUUAAGGUGGGAUGGGGAGAGGCGACUAUGAUUGAAGCUGAGAGGUUAUUACUAGGAGCAGCCCUUGAGGAUCCCGCAAAUCAGAGAUUUGUUCUGUUGUCAGAUAGUUGUGUUCCUUUGUACAACUUCAGCUUUAUAUACAGCUAUUUGAUGGCUUCUCCAAGGAGUUUUGUUGACAGUUUUCUUGACAAAAAGGAAGGUCGUUACAACCUGAAGAUGUCACCUGUUAUACCAAAGAACAAGUGGAGAAAAGGAUCCCAGUGGAUUUCCUUAGUUCGGAGCCAUGCAGAAGUUGUUGUGGAUGAUGAGAUGAUCAUUUCUGUCUUCAAGAAGUUCUGCAAGAGACGCCCACCGAUAGAUGCAAGCAAGGGGAAGCAGAAUGUUAAACUUCAGAAGCAGCAUAACUGUAUCCCAGAUGAACACUAUGUUCAGACGUUAUUUGCAAUGAGGGAUCUUGAACUGGAACUUGAAAGAAGAACAGUUACCUACACCUCAUGGAAUCAAUCUGCAACAAAUAUGGAAAGAAAAGGUUGGCAUCCUUUCACAUUUGGCUAUGCUGAUGCAGGCCCUCAACAAAUCAAACGACUAAAGGAUAUCACGCAUAUCUACUAUGAGACGGAGUACCGGACAGAGUGGUGCACCAAUAACCUUACUUCUGUUCCCUGCUUUUUAUUUGCGAGGAAGUUCUCUCAAGGUGCUGCCAUGCGUCUUCUGAGCGAAGGUGUGGUCGCUCCUUUUGAUGCGUCUUCAUUAUUAGAUACAUCAUCGUGAUUUUGAUCGAUCCCCUGAUCUUCUGUAUCUGACGACGGAUUAGCUGACCAUCAACACAAUAUAUAUAUAUAUAUAUAUCUAACCCGAGAAAGAGAGAUUUGGGGCAACAAACAGACUGCCCUUCAGAGUUAUUACAUAAAUGAUUUGAGGGGGAGUUUUGACACCAUAACGUGACAAGUUUAUAACCGAGCAACUUAGUUUAACCCCUAGUCUGGGACGUAGGUUGGAGAAGAUGCUGUUGGAAGUUGAAGUUUCUGACCCGCUUGAGCUCUUUGAAUCCCUACUCUUAGGAUGGCUGGAUUUAGUCCUCGUGUAAUUCAGUCUUUAUGCAAGUAGAAAGGAAAACGCCUUUUUGCCUCUUCUUUAAAUGCUUGUUAUCAAAUGUAAUAUGCGGCUUUUGGAAGAAGCAGAGGCAGGCCAUUGUUAUGGCGAAUUAAGCUUUCAUGUUUAA